AUGAGUGCAAAGAAAAGAAAAAUAGUGGACGAAAAUAGAAGGUAUAGCGAUGAAUGGGAAGAAAAGUAUUUUUUUAUAACUCAAAACACAAAAUUAAUGUGUUUAAUUUGUCGAGAAACCGUCGCUGUGUUUAACGAUUAUAACGUUAAAAGACACUACGAAACAAAACACAAUGAUUAUUUGAAAUUCGAUAAAGAAGUGAAACAAUCGAAGCUCCAGGAAUUAAAGUCACAAUUAAGAACUCAACAAAAAAUGUUUGGUUCAGCUUUACAGCAACCUUUCAAUAUUGUUAAGGCAAGCUAUUCUGUUUCAUUCUUGAUAGCAAAAAAAAUGAAAACAUUUUCGGAUGGUGAAUUUGUGAAAGAAUGUUUGGAAGCUGUAGCAAAGGAUAUUGUUCCUGAUAAAAGUAAACUAUUUUCGAAUAUAAGUCUGUCCCGGCAAACAGUGUGUCGUCGAAUUAAUGACAUUUCAAAUGAAAUUAUUGUAAAACUGCGCGAUCGAAUUCGAGAUUUCAAAUAUUUUUCCUUAGCAUUCGACGAAAGUACAGACAUUUCAGAUACAGCUCAACUUGUAGUAUUCGUUCGUGGAAUAAAUGAAUCAUUUGAAAUAACUGAAGAAAUGUUAAGCUUGAUAAGUUUGAAAGAUACUACAAAAGGUGAAGAUAUUUUCCAUGCUGUUGAAAACUGUUUACGCGAAAACAACUUGGGUUUGGAAAUUCUUACUGGAAUAUCAACAGAUGGGGCGCCUGCUAUGAUCGGCAAAGAUAAGGGAGCUAUAAAAUUACUGAUCGGUAAAAUAGAAUCCAAGAACAAAACUCAUAAUUGCUGUAAAAGAGAUGAUUUAUUUAUAAUCCACUGUUUGAUUCACCAACAAAAUCUAUGUGCCCAAGUAUUAUCGAUGAAUCAUGUUAUGCAAGUAGUCAUAAAAACAGUUAAUUACAUUCGAUCACAUGCACUUCCUCACCGACAAUUUAAGGAGUUCCUGAAAGAAUUGGAUUCUGAAUAUGGUGACGUAGUAUACUUCAGUCAUGUCAGAUGGUUAAGUCGUGGAAGAUGUUUACAGCGAUUUUAUGAGUUACGUCAAGAAAUUGAUUUGUUUAUGAAUGAUAAGCAAAUACCAGUACCAGAAUUAAGAAAUGAUGAAUGGUUAUUGGAUUUAUGCUUUUUAGUGGAUAUUGUCGAAAAACUCAAUCAAUUAAAUAUAUCAUUACAGGGGAAAGAUAAUUUAAUAAUCGAUAUGUUUAAUCACAUCAAAGCAUUUCAGAAGAAAUUAUUGUUAUUUGAAUCUCAAUUGAAAAAUAAUAACGUUCAACACUUUCCAUUGUUAAAAGAUUUGAAAAAUUCAAAAUACUGGGAAAAUUAUCAACAAAUCAUGUCAGUUCAACUGAUACAGGUUAGUUUUAAUGAUUACGUCAGCGUUGAUGGUGCGAUAACGACUACAGAAGCAAUAAACAUAGACUUAGCAGUAGUGAAUGUAGACCAAGAAACCGAAGAAAAAGAAGAAGGCGAAGAACGCGAUGAAGAAGAAGUUAAUAUAAUAGCACCUUCAAGAGCUGAAGUUUUAGCCGCUCUCUAUACAAUCCAAAGGUAA
Molecule: messenger RNA, 1590 nt
Organism: Onthophagus taurus
Lineage: Eukaryota; Metazoa; Arthropoda; Insecta; Coleoptera; Scarabaeidae
Source: RefSeq, a predicted model, not a curated record